GGUGAGUGAAUGCUAGACAUUUCUAGGGCUGCCGCCAUUGGCAGAUUGGAAGGAGCUGGGCGUCGUAAUUAAGGGUCAUACAUAUAUAAUAUCGAUCGGUUAGGUUUUUGUACUCAUGUGCAUGGCAGCAGCUGGUAAUAUAUCAAAGAAUCGCCGGAGCGGAAUGUUUCCUAACUGGAAAUAUGAUCAUCACCGGCGGCCGUCGAGUUCUGUGGCAGGUAGGAGACCGGCGCACUUCUUCAAGAUAAUGAUCCCCUCUGCCAUGGCCCAAAAAAAACUGAGGAUCCCCGUAAAGUUUGUAAGAUUAUUUGGGGAUGAAUUGCCAACCGUUGUAACACUCAUUCUUCCUAAUGGUUGUAGUUGGCAAGUGGGAUUGGAGAGAUCAGCUACUGAGAAGGAGAUGUGGUUUCAUGAGGGUUGGCAUGAUUUUGUAGAAUAUCAUUCUAUAGAUUCUGGCUACUUUUUAGUCUUCAGAUACCAAGGAAAUUCAAAUUUCCAUGUUCUUGUAUUUGACAAGACUGCUACUGAGAUCCAGUAUUCAUCUAAAAACUUGGGCGAUGAUCAAGGAGUGGACAUGAUUAUGCAGGUAUCGGAUGAUGAUGUAGAAAAAUCAAGCCAUGACAAGCCGAAAGAAACUCAUGAAAUUAUAUUGUCUAAACAUGAAGAUGGAGAAACAUCUGAUCAUCAUAGGGAAAGACCAGUAGUAUUUUCUGGCACAUCCAUGAAAAAAAGACGUCUCAGGAUGUCCAGAGGAAGAGAGAGAGCAAUCCAAGCAGCCAUAACUUUCAAGCCUAAAAAUCCUUCGUUCAUGCGUGUCAUGCUGUCACCUGCAUCUUAUCAUAUGUAUGUGCCUAGUGGAUUUGCUACCAGCUAUCUUUCUCUGAAUCAAAGUGUCAAACUUCUGACUUCCGAUGUGGAUGAUGGACAACAUGAAUGGGAUGUCAUAUGCCGGCGUUGCCAUUAUGACAGGCACCCGAGGUCGUCACUUAAACUAGGAAGCGGGUGGAAAGUCUUUGCAAGGGACAAUAAUUUGAAAAAAGGAGAUGCCUUUGUCUUUGAGCUCAUCCAGAGGAAGCCUACUGUGCUUAAAGUCUCCAUAUUUCGCGUAGUUGACUAUGCAUGAACUUUCUGUACGUACUCUAAUAAGUUAACUUGUCUAUAUGAUAUAGUACUGAUCAGGCCAAUGUUCAUAUUAAUUUGAUGCAGUCUGUCUUUUCUUUGUUUUGUUUUCUUGAAGAAGGAUACUUUUAAAGAUUAUUAAGUACUAGCUUUUGUUUUGGUUCCUUCAACUUUGGCCGGGUCUGAUGCCAGAGAAAUGGUAUUCAUCCAAUGUUCAUUUUCAUAAGGCUGUAGAUUGAAUCUAGUUGGACUCGUUGGAUGAGAUGAUGAU
This is a messenger RNA of Juglans regia (Persian walnut), 1390 nucleotides long. RefSeq names its product B3 domain-containing transcription factor VRN1-like. The transcript is spliced from 3 exons. Gene Ontology annotation, molecular function: DNA binding. The record is from RefSeq and is a predicted model, not a curated record. Bases 116 to 1123 code for a protein of 335 amino acids. NCBI's taxonomy places the organism in Eukaryota, Viridiplantae, Streptophyta, Magnoliopsida, Fagales, Juglandaceae.